AUAAGCAACAAACUGAGAGAGAGGCCUUCCACUUUUUCUCUUCCUCUCCUCUUCUUCCUUAAUAAAAAUACAACCAUAUACAUAUUUUUUUUUGUGAACGAGAAUAUAACAAGUCAAAGGAAGGGGAAGCGUUUUACAGAAUCUUCUAGACAAGCCAUAUGAAACAAAACACGAAUGGGGGAGAGAGCAGCUCGAUAGCAUUCCCAUCAGCAUAAUAACGCUUGCAAAUAGAUUUCGUUGUAAAAGGUCGAUUGUAACCGUGUUUAUAUUUGCUCCAUGACCAUUUCAGGUAGGAAGGAUAAUAGAAAUACAGUGCGAUGCCCAUUCCCUCCUCCCAGCAGUGUGGCAAUGUCCUUCCAAUAAAUCCUUGCUUUAUAUAGCCUUGUGGCUUCACGCUCCUGACAUGAAAACAAGACUAUUUCCAAAGCUCCUUUUAAAGGAAUGCAGUAAUCAUGGCUGUUUUGAGUCAUCAAAAAGAGACUGCGUUUCAUCAUGUGUUUAUGAGCUCAAUGUUAUAUUGGAAUAAACAAAAAUGUGCCUUGAUGCUAUACUGUUACAUGGAUCUAAACACUAAGACAUCCACAGACGUCUGAUUAGAGUCAAUUAAGGCUGGUCAGUUUUGUUUUUGUCUUAGCCAUGAAAACACAUCUGGAAUUGGACAUUUAUUUUGCCAUUAGGUCUCUUCCAAAUUUACAAUAAGUGAGUCUUGGUUAGGUAAUGAGAUCACUCCUAAAUACCUUUCAACCACAUUUAAACCUGGACGUUUUUUCCGUCUUUUUUGCUAAUAAAUUGUCAAUAUUCUUUAGAUUUUUUUUGUCUAGUCAUGAAAAACGCGUCUUUUAAAAUUGCUUAACCUUUUAAACCAGUUUAAAAAUACUAUUAAGGGCAUUCUGUUAACUUCUCCCCUCCUUUUUUGGGGUUAAAUUAUUAGAUUGUUUAGAUGGAAGUUGUCUUUUAUGGCUAUCUAGAAUUUUACCCGUUUCCAAAUUAUCCAACGUGGAGCAGACAUAUUUGCAUUACAAUUGAACUUUCACUUCACUUCCUUUACUUGUUUUUAAGAAGCUAGUGGAUUUUAAACGUCUGUGAUUUAAUAAUAUUCUGGGACUAAAAGGAUGACCAUUCUAACCAUGUUAAGAACAUAGUUCUGUUUUUAAGCGCCAUGGUAUCCUUGUGUAAGAAAAGGCAUAGACAUGGAUAAUUACGUCAGUCACGUGUUCCCAAUGUCUAGAUUGAAGCAAUUCAGUCCUGAUCUGAUACUUGAAAAGGAAAAAAAGAGAAAAAUCAAACUCUAACAUAUACUGACAGAUAUCUUUAGGUAAAGGUUUUUCAUAUUUAAGCUUGUUUAGAUGUAGGGUAACAGAACAUAAGUCUGUUAAGCAAAUGUUUUCUUUGUAGAAAGGAAUACCAUUUUAACCAAAAAUUGACUGUAAUUUUCCUUAAAAGCAAGAGAAAAAUCAUAGAGACAAUGAUAUCCUUUCAUUUUUCAGCUGACAAACUUUGCCCCUUACCUGAACCACAUUUCCUGCUCUUUAAUAAGAAUUCAACAUAACUAUGUUUGGUGAUAUUGCUGGCUGCUUUUCUUUUUGGAAUUUUGGGAAAGCAGCUGAGGAGAUUUAGUUGCUGUUAAACCAUAAAUGCUUUAAAUACGCCAAAUUGUUCAGUUUUAAAUGAGGAUCGAGGGUUUGAUGCAGUUAGAACUGUAGCAUUGGUCAAAACGAGCUCACAUGCAUCAUGAUGUCAACAUUUUUUAGGGUUUAUAUUUAUUUUUCGACUCCAAAACUUAAAUAUGAAGAGCUAAUGGUGAAAUUUGUGUCUGUGUGUGUGUCUUUGCAUAUAUAUGUGUGUGUGUGUGGUGGGGGCGUUCUCGACUGACAUCCUCAAACAAUACGAGAAAGAGGAGUGCACGAAUCCGCGCACCCUGAGCUGGUCUCCUUCCCUGUAAUAGAGAGCGUCAGGCGCUUCUUAAAAAACACAUUUUGUGGCUUAGUGGACUGGACUGGAGGAGCGAGGCGAGGACGAGCUGAACGGACAGAGAUGUAAAUAAAAACAGUCGUGCAUGGCCCAGCUGAGCGAGGACUUUAGUUUGUUUUUUUCCUUUUGGAUCAAUCAGGCAGAGAGUGGCUUCUUUUGAUUAAGCCCCAAAUUGUCAUUGGACAGAGGUAAUCAUGUGACAGGCAAUUCGGUCCAAUUUCAACCUUGUCUCCAUGAAUUCUAUAGUUUAAUGGUAGCUCGGUUCCCAUACGGCCAUAAUCAGUGAAAUAGAAAAAAAAAACACAUCGGGGGAUUUUUUUUAUAUAUUUAUUUUUAUUUUUUUUCUUCAUCGUCCUCACUGAGCCGCGACGUUUAUAAAAAUACGGCGCUGCAAACUUUCCUCGGCUCUCAGGGAGCGGAGAUGAAUUACGAAUUCGAGCGAGAGAGCGGUUUUAUCAAUAGUCAGCCGUCGCUUGCUGAGUGCCUGACAUCUUUCCCCCCUGUCGCUGAUUCAUUUCAAAGUUCAUCAAUCAAGAGCUCGACGCUUUCACGCCCGACACUGAUUCCUCCUCCCUUCGAGCAGACCAUCCCCAGCCUGAACCCGGGCAGCCAUCCGCGGCACGGUCGGCCCAGACACAGCCCCGAUGGCUGCAGCCCGCUGCCUACCGCCUCCCUACCCCCGGAGUACCCAUGGAUGCGGGAGAAGAAAGCCUCCAAGAGGAACCACCACUUGCCCAACUCCACCACUGCUGCUUCAACCGCCACCACCAUCUCCAACGGACCCGUGUGCUUCUCUCCGAAAGGCUCGCCUGAGAUCGUGGAGGGAGCCGGUGGAGGAGGGGGCUCCCGCAGGCUGAGGACCGCGUACACCAACACGCAGCUGCUGGAGCUGGAGAAGGAGUUCCACUUCAACAAGUAUUUAUGCCGACCGAGGCGGGUGGAGAUAGCGGCCUUGCUGGAUCUGACCGAGAGGCAGGUCAAGGUGUGGUUUCAGAACCGGCGCAUGAAGCACAAGCGUCAGACCCAGAGCAAGGAGAACCACGGUGGUGGGGACGCAAAGGGCCCUGGAGCCGACGACGGCAUUCAUAGCGAGGAGGACGAAGAGGGGGGCGGCCUGCUGUACGAGCAAAGCGGGCCCCUCCUGGAGAGAGAUACCUGCUCCUUUCAGAACAACACACAGCAGCAGCAGCCGCAGCUGCACAAUAACGGAGAGGCGGCCAGCUAUGACAAAAAUCUGAAACAUUUUCCCAACCCGUCACCCACUGUUCCGGGCUGCAUGUCAACAAUGGGCCCCGGCUCUGCAUCUGGGCCGGACAAUAGCGACAGCCCAUCAGCCCUGGAUGUUUCUUUGCACGAUUUUCAGCCUUUCUCCUCGGAUUCCUGCCUGCAGCUCUCGGACACAGCCUCGCCGAGCUUGUCGGAGUCUCUGGAUAGCCCCGUGGACAUUUCCGCGGACACUUUCUAUUUUUUCUCGGAAUCCCUAACCACAAUCGAUCUGCAGCAUCUGAACUAUUAACUCAGAGAAAAAGAAAAUCCUUCACAACUUUCCCUCCCCGUUUGUGUGUGUGAGAGAAUGUGUGUGUGAAGUAAGGCUACGACAUUAAUCCUUAUUGUUUGUAUGUGCGGCACAUUUACUCUCGUGAUAUUUGACUUGACGAUUAAUACAAGGUAAGGACGGAAUUAAAUCACUGUACAAGCUCUGGUUAAAGUAGAUUAAUUACCAUAACAACUUGAUCACUUGAAAUGGAAAUUAUGUGUGUGUGUGUGUGUGAAUUAUCCAACAGUGUUAGACCUAUAUGAAACUGGGUCGUUUUUUAUUUUUGUAUAGUUUUCUUGAAUAUUUUUGUUAGAAUACACUAACUUGCUACAAUCCUUCUGCUUGUGUUUGACUCUCUUCUUUUCACGAUUUCCAGAUUGAACUGUUUUUUUUUUACCCUCUCUCAAUUCUAUGUAAGCGAAAUCUAAACAAGCGAAAAUUAGGGGUUAUGCAAAUUAACAACAGGUUGGUAAUGAAUAUAAAUGAUCUAUUUAUAUUAGUUUGUAGACGGAACACUUGUUUGAAUAAAACAAGCAUUAUAGAAAGCGUUUAAAAACGUGAAUAAAUAAUACAAUUUCAUUUUUUUUUAAUCUUCCAUAGUAACUAUGUUAAUUGUAUAUAUAUAAAAUUUUAAAGAAAAAAACUAAUUAUAUAAAAUACAAUGUAAAACAGAAUAAAAUAAACAUAGCAAACUUUUAAAGCAAAAUAUUACAGAUUUUAUUAAUGUUUUUUACAACAUUAAUUCCAAGUGCAUAGGAUCAUAAUAUCAAUAUUUGCAUUUCCAACUUCCAAACUAUUUUUUUUAAGUAUAAUAAAAGGCACAUUUUCAUACAGAGAUCUAAGCAGGACAGGGCUGUUAACACUGAGUGCAAGUUGCAGGCAAAUAAUCCGAGCCAUGUUUGCCUUCAGGAGCUCAUAAAUCAACCCGAUGGCAUGAAAGAGAAGGACGUUAAGGGGAGCAAUUGUCGCGUAAUGUGCA
Messenger RNA from Cyprinodon variegatus (sheepshead minnow), 4487 nucleotides. It is a transcript of the gene hoxa2, whose product is annotated as homeobox A2. Gene Ontology annotation, biological process: regulation of DNA-templated transcription. The transcript is spliced from 2 exons. NCBI's taxonomy places the organism in Eukaryota, Metazoa, Chordata, Actinopteri, Cyprinodontiformes, Cyprinodontidae. Gene Ontology annotation, molecular function: DNA binding; DNA-binding transcription factor activity, RNA polymerase II-specific. The record is from RefSeq and is a predicted model, not a curated record. The coding region runs from base 2393 to 3487 and encodes 364 amino acids.